UCCGAGCAUAACUCAGCCACAGUGAUGUGUAUUACAAUAGCAGGUUAUUGACAACGUCGCUGCGCAAGGAGAGGAAAUAGAAUCGUUAUGAGAUGCUUUAGAAAUGGAAUACUGUCUUCUUUUUACCACUGAGAAGAGUGUGUCUCGCGUUGUUAUGUAGCAAUCUUGUCGUAUUUGUCAUUUUAAAUUCACCCAAUUGUUUUUAACUGUAGUUCCAGAAGGUUACUUCCAAUCUCCUCUGAAACCAGCUGUCGCAUGUCGUAUAAUGUACUUUAUAACAAAGUCGUGUUGGAGGUCUUUAUCGGUAGGCUUACCUGUUGUGUAUGAUAGAGCGUAACGUUAUCCACUAUGGAAUUGCAUUGAUACAGGCGCGUCAUUACUGGGGGCAUACUGUAGGCUAUCAGUUGGUUUGCUGUCUACAGCGAUUCUGCCUUUAGGCUGAGCAAGUUGACAGGCUUGUCUGCGACGACGCCAGAGCAAGUUAUUAGAGAAGCCUAGAGAAAAAUAUUGGGAAGGAAUACAAUGACUAUGUCAGUACCUGAGAGGAAUUCGGGCUCUGAGGGCAAGGAAGAAGAGAGUGAGGAUGAAAGUGAAAUCCUGGAAGAGAGCCCAUGUGGACGCUGGCAAAAAAGAAAGGAUAAGGUGAGCCAGGGUAAUGUCCCGGGCUCAGAGAGUGCCUUCCUCGCCAUGGAUACCGAGGAGGGAGUGGAGGUGGUGUGGAAUGAGGUGUUCUUCUCAGACAGGAAGGUCCUCAAAGCUCUGGAGGACAAGAUUAAAGAGAUGUUUGAGAACCUAAUGCAAGUGGAACAUCCCAACAUAGUCAAGUUCCACAAGUACUGGCUGGACACGAAAGAUAACCAUGCUCGAGUUGUGUUUAUCACAGAGUACAUGUCCUCGGGCAGCCUGAAACAGUUUCUCAAGAAAACCAAGAAAAAUCACAAGACCAUGAAUGUCAAGGCGUGGAAACGGUGGUGCACUCAGAUCCUGUCAGCCCUCAGCUACCUCCACUCAUGUGAUCCCCCAAUUAUCCAUGGCAACUUGACUUGUGACACCAUUUUCAUUCAGCACAAUGGGCUUCUCAAGAUUGGCUCAGUGUGGCAUCGGCUGUUUGUGAAUGUGAUCCCGGAGGCCAGUGUCCACGGCAAGAUGCGGCACCAGCGGGACGAGAAGCGCAACCUGCAUUUCUUCUCCCCGGAAUAUGGCUCGGGGGAGGAUGACUACGCCAUCGACAUUUUCUCCUUUGGGAUCUGUGCUUUGGAGAUGGCUGUGCUGGAAAUCCAAGCUAACGGAGACGCUGUUGUAUCCAAGGAGGCCAUAACCAAUGCUGGUCAAUCGCUAGAGGACCCCCUAAUGAGAGAGUUCACGCAGUCGUGUCUGAGGUACGAAGCCACCGACAGGCCCACGGCCCACGACCUGCUGUUCCACCGCGUGCUCUUCGAGGUCCACUCGCUCAAACUGCUGGCCGCCCACUGCCUCAUCAGCAACCAGUACUUGCUCCCUGAGAACUGUUUGGAGGAGAAGACAAAGUCGAUUGACCCAAAUUCUGUCAUGGCUGAGAUUUCUCAUGGAGACCGACCUGGGGUACAGCUGAAGUACUCUCACGUGUCUUCGCUGGAGCUUGAUAAAUUCCUUGAGGAUGUGAAAAACGGGAUAUACCCCUUGAUGAAUUUCGCCUCCACCAAACCCCACCCUGUGCCCCGCGCCCUCUCCAUGUCCCAGGAGCAGGUGGAGACCUCCAAAACCCCGACUCCUGAGCCGCAGGAGACCGAGAACAGGAAGGUGCUGCAGAUGCACUGCAACCUGGAAUCUAACGAUGAAGGGACCAAAACUCAUCUUUCCCUGUUUCUCAAAAUGGAGGACAAGUUACAUCGGCAACUCAGCUGUGAUAUCCUGCCAACUGACAGCUCCAGAGACCUGGUCAAUGAGCUGGUUCACUAUGCCUUCAUCAGUGAGGAGGAUGGUGAGAGGAUGGUGGCAUUUCUGGAGGAUGCGUUAAGUCGCCACAGAGGAUCCCUGAUGGCGUCUGGGGUGACUGGCACAGUGACCCAGGGGAGAUAGAUAGGGCGCUGUGGAGUAGCCUGCCCACUGGGGGAGGGGGGAUCCAUGGAGACAGACGUGCCUGUUCGGCUGAAGAGGGAGAGGCUUUAUGAAGAGGAUCAUGAGGAGGAGGGAUAGGAGAGCAGAGCACAGAGUCCAAGUGUCACGCACGCAGACAGAGGGAUUGAUUCAUCAGUGAGAAGAUAAGCCUCAUAAGCAGGAGAGUGAGUGAGUGAGAGAGAGAGAGAUAGAGAGAGAGAGAGAGUGAGAGAGGGAGAGCGAGAGAGAGAGAGAGAACAUGACAGCCCAAGAAGGGCCCACACAGGACUCAGGGCAUGACUAAGGCAUUCCACGUUGUUGUGGGAUAAUGAUAGUUGUGCCCAUCUCAGACCUUAGUGUCGUCCAUGCCUUAGGAUGAACUGUGCAGCCAUGUUCUGUUUUCCCCUGUUGGUAAUGCUAAGGGGACUCAAAUUACCAAGAGCAAGCGUGGUUUCAUAAGCGUGCAAGCCAGGUAUGGGAGAAAACGAAAUAUGGAUUAUGACAGCUAUGUCUGCAUGUAAUUUGCUUCUUGCCAAUUCCUAGUUGACAACCCAGUUGGUCAUUUAGUAAAGAUAUUGACUUUAAAGGCAUAUUUUCAUUAGGUGGUAAAAUGUUUGCCAUUAGAUUUUUUACAUUUCUCUCAAAAAAGAUAUUGUAUGUUAUGCCCCAGAAUUGUUCUAAUGGAACACUUCUCAGAAGAAAAAUCAACAUUUUUUUCCUUAUGGACCAGUAAUUUCUGGCUUCAGUCUCUAAAUAGCUUGAAAAGUCCAUUUAGUAUUGGAGUACUGCAUAUGCUGCACUGGAUGCUUUGUUUCUACAAACCCACAUCCAUUUUUAUUAAUUAGUUCAAAAUAAUCAUGAUAACUAUUGGAUUGAACAUACGUAAGUGCCCACCUAGACAGCCUUUUCAUCCUAGUUACUAAUUUAUUAAAGUUCUGUGGAAAAACAGUCCACCAUCAGAUGUACAUAAAGAAAUAAUUGUUGUACUUGGCCUUAUAAUAUAUAUAUAUAUUAUGCUAUGAAGUCAUUAAAAUGAUAUUCUGCCAAUUAAACCAGUUAAACUUGUAUGGCUCCAUAUCUGUCUAUUAGUAAAACUAUACACAACUUUCUUUUUGCUCUUAAAUUAAUUUGUUCAAGCUUGGGAUACCUCUCAUAGUGGUUAAGUUAUUGCAUUUCUGCAUUUACCCACAUGCAUUAAAAGUGCAGGCAUGAAUGUUCAUCUUUUGAUUUUACAAUCUCUAUUAUUCUGUAAAAACAACUGUUAGCUCUAUGGGGAAGUCAAAUGCUUAAAACAUUUCAACAGAAUUAAAUGUAGGAUUUAGCAUUUACUUUUUUUGUUGCAUUAUGCCCUCUGUGACAUUUGUCACCAAAAGGGAUCUGGUAGUUUGUUAGGAUAGGACUGACCAAUCAAAUACUUGGCACAGUUCAUCAUUCAUCCACGUUUGGUAACUAUCAAUGGAAGGUUAAAUAUUAUUAUCAACCUUUCUAUAGAUCAAUCUGUUACUCCUCAUCAGAAAUGUCUAAACCCAAAUUUAUGGAAAAGGCUAUACUCACUCACCUCACCUGCAUAAAUAUGUAUGAAGAUCUAAUGCAUACUUUUUCAAUGAAUUGAAUGUACUGUAUACAUUCUCACAAUAUGAGAAUUCUCAAUACAGUUGAAAUUGUAUUUUUUGAUAACCUAAAACUAACUUGGUUAAUCACGUCUUCAAAUGAAUCACAUUUCAAAAUCUGUUACACUGAUACACAAAAUUGUCAGUGCAAGUAACUCAUGCAGUAGAUAUGUUUGGCAGAAUAACAUUUUAUCAGGAAUGCUCAGAGGCCAGAGCUUAGAUUUCAGUUCUGCUUCUAGCCUCUCUAGUGCUCUUAGGGGUUUAACCCAGUACAAGUUCACUGAAAGCCAAAGAGUGCCUGUGGUGGCAGCUGAAUGCUGACGGCAUGCCCUUAAUUAAACAUUUAAUCAUAGACAAUGUGUUGGACACCCAUGAACAGAUUCAGGAGAAACGUAUGCGUGUCUUGGUGGGCCGUGGUGAAUGUUGGUUUUCCAGCCACACACAUCACACUUGUGGCAGUGUUGGAAAGUAAAUAAGCAAUAACAACACAGGUCAGUCGUAGAUUAGGUAUUUAUUAAGGCGGGUUAAAUGUGUUUCUGGGACCGGGGCCAUUUGCCUGAUUGUUUAAACAUUCCCUCCCAGGUUGUGUUAUCACUUUACUGAUACUGGUGGCAGAGUUUUAGUUGAAUGAGAUUAUUCAACAUUAGCCAAGCUAAAUGUGUUUGUGUUACAUGGCUGUAUAAGAGAGAGAGAGAGAGUGCUGUCCAACAAUCAGAACAGGACAAACCAAUCAAGACCCAAAAUUAAGUGGCUACCCAGUAAAAAGAUGGAAAUAUUUUAAGUAUUUGUUAGAAUAUGUGUUCUGUUGCUUUUGUGUUGUUUGUUUCAUUCUGUAAACAAUACACACCUCUGAGAGUGUGAGUUGUGGAGACUCUGUGUAGAUGACUUGAUACAACCUGAUUGUUCUGAUUUGAGAUGUACUGCUGUAGUCAUAUGAAUAAAGCAAACAUACAGCUGAA
Sardina pilchardus (European sardine) is the source of this 4645-nucleotide messenger RNA. RefSeq names its product nuclear receptor-binding protein 2-like. Gene Ontology annotation, molecular function: protein serine/threonine kinase activity; ATP binding. Gene Ontology annotation, cellular component: endomembrane system; cytoplasm. NCBI's taxonomy places the organism in Eukaryota, Metazoa, Chordata, Actinopteri, Clupeiformes, Clupeidae. The coding region runs from base 523 to 2058 and encodes 511 amino acids. The record is from RefSeq and is a predicted model, not a curated record. The transcript has 18 exons. Gene Ontology annotation, biological process: intracellular signal transduction; protein phosphorylation.